UCGUCCCCGUCCAGUCUGAGGACCGGCCAGAGAGUGGGCUGCUGGGUGGGAGCCGUGUCAGUCCUGGGCCCGUGGAGGGAGGUGAGACCCAGCAGCCCCUGUUCCAUCGUCUGUGCCCUACGCCUGGGUGCUGCUCCCAGCCUCCCGUAGAGACAGGUCCCUCCUGCCGCCCCCACCGCUACCAUGGAUCACUCAUUCAGUGGGGCACCCCGAUUCCUGACCAGGCCCAAGGCCUUCAUGGUGUCGGUGGGCAAGGACGCCACGCUGAGCUGCCAGAUCGUGGGCAACCCCACGCCGCAGGUGAGCUGGGAGAAAGACCAGCAGCCCGUGGAGGCGGGUGCUCGCUUCCGCCUGGCCCAGGACGGCGACCUGUAUCGUCUCACCAUCUUAGACCUGGCCCUGGGCGACAGCGGGCAGUAUGUGUGCCGCGCGCGCAACGCCAUCGGUGAGGCCUUCGCCGCUGUGGGCCUGCAGGUGGACGCCGAGGCCGCCUGCGCAGAGCAGGUGCCCCACUUCCUCCUGCGGCCCACGUCCAUCCGCGUGCGCGAGGGCGCGGAGGCCACGUUCCGCUGCCGCGUGCGCGGCUCGCCGCCUAUGGCCGUGAGCUGGGCCAAGGACGGGCGGCGCUUAGGCUCCCCUGACGCCCCCAGAGUGCGCGUGGAGGCCAGCGGCGAGGCGAGCGCGCUGUGCAUCCAGGCCACGCGGCCCCGCGACGGCGGCACCUACACGGUGCGCGCUGAGAACCCGCUGGGCGCUGCCAGUGCCGACGCAGCGCUCACCGUGGACGCGGAUGCGGACGCGGCGGGCCCUCCCGGGGCCUCCACCGCUGCGCUUCUGGCGCACCUGCAGUGGCGGCGCGAGGCGAUACGCGCCGAUGGUGCCCCGGCCUCGCCACCGGGUUCUGGCACGCGCACAUGCACCGUGACUGAAGGCAAGCACGCGCGCCUCAGCUGCUACGUGACGGGGGAGCCAAAGCCAGAGACCGUGUGGAAGAAGGAUGGGCAGCUGGUGGUUGAGGGCCGGCGACACGUGGUGUACGAGGACGCCCAGGAGAACUUCGUGCUCAAGAUCCUCUUCUGUAAGCAGUCGGACCGGGGCCUCUACACCUGCACGGCGUCCAACCUGGUGGGCCAAACUUACAGCUCCGUGCUGGUCGUCGUCCGAGAGCCCGCGGUGCCCUUCAGGAAGCGGCUGCAGGACCUGGAGGUGCGGGAGAAAGAGUCGGCCACGUUCCAGUGCGAGGUGGAGCUGCCGGCCACGGAGGCCGCGUGGUACAAGGAGGAGACGCGGCUGUGGGCCAGCGCCAAGUACGGCAUCGAGGAGGAGGGCACCGAGCGCCGGCUGACGGUGCGCAAUGUCUCGGCCGACGACGACGCCGUCUACAUCUGCGAGACGGCGGAGGGCAGCCGCACGGUGGCGGAGCUCGCAGUGCAAGGCAACCUCAUCCGGAAGCUCCCGAGGAAGACCGCGGUGCGAGUGGGGGACACGGCCAUGUUCUGUGUGGAGCUGGCCCAGCCCGAGGACUCCGUCCACUGGCUGAGGAACCAGGAGGAGGUGGUGGCCGGGGGUCGCGUGGCCAUCAUCACAGAAGGCACGUGCCACACGCUGACCAUCUCCAAGUGCAGCCUGGAGGACAUGGGCGAGGUGACCUUCAUGGCUGGGGACUGCCGGACAACGACACAGUUCUUUGUGUCUGCCCCUAGGAAGCCGCCCCUGCACGCACCUGAGGCCCCCAUGGUGAAGUCCAGGACAGAGUGCUCCGUGACCCUUGGCUGGUCCCCACCACCCCACGGGGACCACCCUGUCCCCAUCGAUGGUUAUCUGGUGGAGAAGAAGCGGCUUGGUGCCCACACCUGGAGCCGGUGCCACGAGGCUGAGUGGGUGGGUGCACAGGAGCUGACUGUGGCCAGCGUGUCUGAGGAGGGGGACUUCCAGUUCCGGGUGUCCGCUCUGAACAGCUUUGGCCACAGCCCCUACCUCGAGUUCCCAGGGACUGUGCACCUGACCCCCCAGCUUGCCGUGAGGACGCCUCUGAAGGCAGUGGAGGCUGUGGAGGGUGGUGAGGUGACCUUCUCCGUGGACCUCACUUUGGCCUCGGCGGGCGAGUGGUUCCUGGACGGGCAGGCCCUGAAGGCCAGCAGCGUGUACAUGAUCUGUCAGGACGGCACACGGCAUGCCCUUACCAUCCACUCAGUGUCCGCCAGCAUGCACGGUGCUGAGCUCAAGUUCGUGGCCAACGGCAUUGAAAGCAGCAUCCGCAUGGAGGUCCGAGCGGCCCCAGGGAUGACCACCAGGCGUCCAGUAACAGCUGUGAGGGAAGUGCUGGCCCGGCUGCAUGAGGAGGCACAGCUGCUGGCUGAGCUGUCAGACCAGGCUGCAGCAGUGACGUGGCUGAAGGAUGGCCAUGUGUUGCCACCAGGCCCCAAGUAUGAGGUGCAGGCCAUGGCCGGACAACGGGCACUGCUGGUGCGGGAUGUGGUUCGAGAUGAUGCUGGCCUCUACGAGUGUGUCAGCCGUGGGGGCCGCAUCGCCUACCAGCUCCUGGUGCAAGGGCUCACUCCCUUUCUGCACAAGGACACUGCUGGUGGCUGUGUGGAUGCUGUGGCUGGAGGCCCAGCCCACUUCGAAUGCGAGACCUCGGAGGCCCAUGUGAGUGUGCACUGGUACAAGGAUGGAAUGGAGCUCAACCGCUCCAGCCAGCGUUUCUUGCAGGAGGACGUGGGCUCACGGCACCGGCUGGUGGCAGCCUCGGUCACCAGGCAGGAUGAGGGUACCUACUCGUGCCGUGUGGGCGAGGACUCCGUGGAUUUCCAGUUGCGUGUCUCUGAGCCCUCUGCAGUGUUUGCCAAGGACCAGCCAGCACGCAGGGAGGUGCUGGCCAAGGCUGGGGCCAGUGCCACCCUGAGCUGCGAGGUGGCCCAGAACAAGACAGAGGUGAUGUGGUACAAGGACGGGAAGAAGCUGAGUGCGAGCUCCAACGUGCACAUGGAGGCCAAGGGCUGCAGCAGGCGGCUGGUGGUGCAGCCCGCGGGGAAGGCGGAUGCCGGGGAGUACAGCUGCGAGGCCGGGGGCCAGAAGGUGUCCUUCCGCCUGGACCUCACAGAACCUGCAUUAGUGUUUGCCAAGGACCAGCCAGCAUUCAGGGAGGUGCAGGCCAAUGUGCGGGCCAGUGCCACCCUGAGCUGCGAGGUGGCCCAGGCCCAUACAGAGGUGACGUGGUACAAGGACGGGAAGAAGCUGAAUGCGAGCUCCAACGUGCAUGUGGAGGCCAAGGGCUGCAGCAGGCGGCUGGUGGUGCAGCAGGUGGGGAAGGCGGAUGCCGGGGAGUACAGCUGCGAGGCCGGGGGCCAGAAGGUGUCCUUCCGCCUGGACGUCACAGAGCCCUCCAUGGUGUUUGCCAAGGAGCAGCCAGCACACAGUGAAGUGAAGGCCAAGGCAGGGGCCAGUGCCACCCUGAGCUGUGAGGUGGCCCAGGCCCAGACAGAGGUGACGUGGUACAAGGACGGGAAGAAGCUGAGUGCGAGCUCCAACGUGCACAUGGAGGUCAAGGGCUGCAGCAGGCGGCUGGUGGUGCAGCCCGCGGGGAAGGCAGAUGCUGGGGAGUAUAGCUGCGAGGCUGGGGGCCAGAAGGUGUCCUUCCGGCUGGACGUCACAGAGCCCUCUGUGGCGUUUGCCAAGGAGCAGCCAGCACGCAGUGAGGUGCUCUGCAAGGCGGGGGCCAGUGCCACCCUGAGCUGCGAGGUGGCCCAGACCCAGACAGAGGUGACGUGGUACAAGGACGGGAAGAAGCUGAGUGCGAGCUCCAAGGUGCACGUGGAGGCCAAGGGCUGCAGCAGGCGGCUGGUGGUGCAGCCCGCGGGGAAGGCGGAUGCCGGGGAGUACAGCUGUGAGGCAGGGGGCCAGAAGGUGUCCUUCCGGCUGGAUGUUGCAGAGCCUCCAGCUGUGUUUGCCAAGGAGCAGCCAGCACGCAGUGAGGUGCUCUGCAAGGCGGGGGCCAGUGCCACCCUGAGCUGCGAGGUGGCCCAGGCCCAGACAGAGGUGACGUGGUACAAGGACGGGAAGAAGCUGAGUGCGAGCUCCAAAGUGCACGUGGAGGUCAAGGGUUGCAGCAGGCGGCUGGUGGUGCAGCCCGCGGGGAAGGCGGAUGCCGGGGAGUAUAGCUGCGAGGCCGGGGGCCAGAAGGUGUCCUUCCGCUUGGAUGUCACAGAACCUACACCGGUGUUUGCCAAGGAGCAGCCAGCACGCAGUGAGGUGCUCUGCAAGGCGGGGGCCAGUGCCACCCUGAGCUGCGAGGUGGCCCAGGCCCAGACAGAGGUGACGUGGUACAAGGACGGGAAGAAGCUGAGUGCGAGCUCCAAGGUGCACGUGGAGGCCAAGGGCUGCAGCAGGCGGCUGGUGGUGCAGCCCGCGGGGAAGGCGGAUGCCGGGGAGUACAGCUGCGAGGCAGGGGGCCAGAAGGUGUCCUUCCGGCUGGACGUCACAGAACCCUCUGUGGUAUUUGCCAAGGAGCAGCCAGCACGCAGUGAGGUGCUCUGCAAGGCGGGGGCCAGUGCCACCCUGAGCUGCGAGGUGGCCCAGGCCCAGACAGAGGUGACGUGGUACAAGGACGGGAAGAAGCUGAGUGCGAGCUCCAAGGUGCACGUGGAGGCCAAGGGCUGCAGCAGGCGGCUGGUGGUGCAGCCCGCGGGGAAGGCGGAUGCCGGGGAGUACAGCUGCGAGGCAGGGGGCCAGAAGGUGUCCUUCCGGCUGGACGUCACAGAACCCUCUGUGGUAUUUGCCAAGGAGCAGCCAGCACGCAGUGAGGUGCUCUGCAAGGCGGGGGCCAGUGCCACCCUGAGCUGCGAGGUGGCCCAGGCCCAGACAGAGGUGACGUGGUACAAGGACGGGAAGAAGCUGAGUGCGAGCUCCAAGGUGCACGUGGAGGCCAAGGGCUGCAGCAGGCGGCUGGUGGUGCAGCCCGCGGGGAAGGCGGAUGCCGGGGAGUACAGCUGCGAGGCAGGGGGCCAGAAGGUGUCCUUCCGGCUGGACGUCACAGAACCCUCUGUGGUAUUUGCCAAGGAGCAGCCAGCACGCAGUGAGGUGCUCUGCAAGGCGGGGGCCAGUGCCACCCUGAGCUGCGAGGUGGCCCAGGCCCAGACAGAGGUGACGUGGUACAAGGACGGGAAGAAGCUGAGUGCGAGCUCCAAGGUGCACGUGGAGGCCAAGGGCUGCAGCAGGCGGCUGGUGGUGCAGCCCGCGGGGAAGGCGGAUGCCGGGGAGUACAGCUGCGAGGCAGGGGGCCAGAAGGUGUCCUUCCGGCUGGACGUCACAGAACCCUCUGUGGUAUUUGCCAAGGAGCAGCCAGCACGCAGUGAGGUGCUCUGCAAGGCGGGGGCCAGUGCCACCCUGAGCUGCGAGGUGGCCCAGGCCCAGACAGAGGUGACGUGGUACAAGGACGGGAAGAAGCUGAGUGCGAGCUCCAAGGUGCACGUGGAGGCCAAGGGCUGCAGCAGGCGGCUGGUGGUGCAGCCCGCGGGGAAGGCGGAUGCCGGGGAGUACAGCUGCGAGGCAGGGGGCCAGAAGGUGUCCUUCCGGCUGGACGUCACAGAACCCUCUGUGGUAUUUGCCAAGGAGCAGCCAGCACGCAGUGAGGUGCUCUGCAAGGCGGGGGCCAGUGCCACCCUGAGCUGCGAGGUGGCCCAGGCCCAGACAGAGGUGACGUGGUACAAGGACGGGAAGAAGCUGAGUGCGAGCUCCAAGGUGCACGUGGAGGCCAAGGGCUGCAGCAGGCGGCUGGUGGUGCAGCCCGCGGGGAAGGCGGAUGCCGGGGAGUACAGCUGCGAGGCAGGGGGCCAGAAGGUGUCCUUCCGGCUGGACGUCACAGAACCCUCUGUGGUAUUUGCCAAGGAGCAGCCAGCACGCAGUGAGGUGCUCUGCAAGGCGGGGGCCAGUGCCACCCUGAGCUGCGAGGUGGCCCAGGCCCAGACAGAGGUGACGUGGUACAAGGACGGGAAGAAGCUGAGUGCGAGCUCCAAGGUGCACGUGGAGGCCAAGGGCUGCAGCAGGCGGCUGGUGGUGCAGCCCGCGGGGAAGGCGGAUGCCGGGGAGUACAGCUGCGAGGCAGGGGGCCAGAAGGUGUCCUUCCGGCUGGACGUCACAGAACCCUCUGUGGUAUUUGCCAAGGAGCAGCCAGCACGCAGUGAGGUGCUCUGCAAGGCGGGGGCCAGUGCCACCCUGAGCUGCGAGGUGGCCCAGGCCCAGACAGAGGUGACGUGGUACAAGGACGGGAAGAAGCUGAGUGCGAGCUCCAAGGUGCACGUGGAGGCCAAGGGCUGCAGCAGGCGGCUGGUGGUGCAGCCCGCGGGGAAGGCGGAUGCCGGGGAGUACAGCUGCGAGGCAGGGGGCCAGAAGGUGUCCUUCCGGCUGGACGUCACAGAACCCUCUGUGGUAUUUGCCAAGGAGCAGCCAGCACGCAGUGAGGUGCUCUGCAAGGCGGGGGCCAGUGCCACCCUGAGCUGCGAGGUGGCCCAGGCCCAGACAGAGGUGACGUGGUACAAGGACGGGAAGAAGCUGAGUGCGAGCUCCAAGGUGCACGUGGAGGCCAAGGGCUGCAGCAGGCGGCUGGUGGUGCAGCCCACGGGGAAGGCGGAUGCCGGGGAGUACAGCUGCGAGGCAGGGGGCCAGAAGGUGUCCUUCCGGCUGGACGUCACAGAACCCUCUGUGGUAUUUGCCAAGGAGCAGCCAGCACGCAGUGAGGUGCUCUGCAAGGCGGGGGCCAGUGCCACCCUGAGCUGCGAGGUGGCCCAGGCCCAGACAGAGGUGACGUGGUACAAGGACGGGAAGAAGCUGAGUGCGAGCUCCAAGGUGCACGUGGAGGCCAAGGGCUGCAGCAGGCGGCUGGUGGUGCAGCCCGCGGGGAAGGCGGAUGCCGGGGAGUACAGCUGCGAGGCAGGGGGCCAGAAGGUGUCCUUCCGGCUGGACGUCACAGAACCCUCUGUGGUAUUUGCCAAGGAGCAGCCAGCACGCAGUGAGGUGCUCUGCAAGGCGGGGGCCAGUGCCACCCUGAGCUGCGAGGUGGCCCAGGCCCAGACAGAGGUGACGUGGUACAAGGACGGGAAGAAGCUGAGUGCGAGCUCCAAGGUGCACGUGGAGGCCAAGGGCUGCAGCAGGCGGCUGGUGGUGCAGCCCACGGGGAAGGCGGAUGCCGGGGAGUACAGCUGCGAGGCAGGGGGCCAGAAGGUGUCCUUCCGGCUGGACGUCACAGAACCCUCUGUGGUAUUUGCCAAGGAGCAGCCAGCACGCAGUGAGGUGCUCUGCAAGGCGGGGGCCAGUGCCACCCUGAGCUGCGAGGUGGCCCAGGCCCAGACAGAGGUGACGUGGUACAAGGACGGGAAGAAGCUGAGUGCGAGCUCCAAGGUGCACGUGGAGGCCAAGGGCUGCAGCAGGCGGCUGGUGGUGCAGCCCGCGGGGAAGGCGGAUGCCGGGGAGUACAGCUGCGAGGCAGGGGGCCAGAAGGUGUCCUUCCGGCUGGACGUCACAGAACCCUCUGUGGUAUUUGCCAAGGAGCAGCCAGCACGCAGUGAGGUGCUCUGCAAGGCGGGGGCCAGUGCCACCCUGAGCUGCGAGGUGGCCCAGGCCCAGACAGAGGUGACGUGGUACAAGGACGGGAAGAAGCUGAGUGCGAGCUCCAAGGUGCACGUGGAGGCCAAGGGCUGCAGCAGGCGGCUGGUGGUGCAGCCCGCGGGGAAGGCGGAUGCCGGGGAGUACAGCUGCGAGGCAGGGGGCCAGAAGGUGUCUUUCCGGCUGGACGUCACAGAGCCGGAGCCUGAGUCCCCCGCCCUGGAGAGACCUGGCCGCAGGGAGCCUCUGGUGGUCAGGGAGCAUGAGGACAUUGUCCUGACGGCCACGCUGGCCACACCCUCUGUGGCCGCGGUGACGUGGCUCAAGGAUGGUGUGGAGAUUCGCCGAAGCAAGCGGCAUGAAACAGCCAGCCUGGGGGACACCCACACCCUGACCAUCCACGGGGCCCAGACCCUGGACAGCGCAGUCUACAGCUGCCGUGUGGGCACGGCAGGGCAGGACUUCCCCGUGCAGGUGGAAGAGGUGGCCACCAAGUUCUGCCAGCCCCUGGAGCCUGUGAGCGGGGAGCUGGGGGACACAGUGACGCUGGUGUGUGAGCUGAGCCCGCCCCAGGCCGAGGUCGUGUGGCGCUGCGGGAGCACACAGCUCCGGGCUGGGAAGCGCUUCCAGAUUGAAGCCACUGGGCCCCAGCGCUCCCUCACAGUGUCAGGCCUGAGGCUGGAGGAUGCGGGGGAGUACACGUGCGAGACCCGCAAUGACCGCACCAGCGCUCAGCUCACCGUCAACGCCCCCCGCACGGUCAAGUUCACAUCAGAGUUGAGGGCGGUGGUGGCCGAGGAAGGUGGAGAGGCCACCUUCCAGUGCGUGGUGUCCCCGGGCGACUCGGCAGUCACGUGGUUCCGGGACGGUGCCUUGCUGCAGCCCAGCCAGAAGUUUCUCAUCUUCCAAAGUGACUCCAGCCACAGCCUGACCAUCUCUGGCCUGACCCUGGAGGACGCUGGCCAGAUCACUGCAGAGGCUGAGGGUGUCCAGUCCUCAGCUGCUCUCCGGGUGCGAGAGGCUCCGGUGCUAUUCAGAAAGAAGCUGGAACCCCAGACAGUGGAAGAGCGGAGCUCAGUGACCAUGGAGGUGGAGCUGACACGGCCGUGGCCCGAUGUCAAGUGGACACGGAAUGCAGCAGCCCUGGCGCCAGGCAAGAACGUGGAGAUCCAUGCGGAAAGCACCAGUCACCGCUUGGUUCUGCACUGUGUGGGUUUCGCUGACCGUGGCUUCUAUGGGUGCGAGACUCCAGACGACAAGACGCAGGCCAAGCUCACCGUGGAAAUGCGCCGGGUCCGGCUCAUGCGGGGCCUACAGGCGGUGGAGGUGUCCGAGCAGGGCACAGUCAGCAUGGAGGUGGAGCUGUCCCAUGCUGACGUGGAGGGCAGCUGGACGCGGGAUGGCCUGCGGCUGCAGCCAGGGCCCACGUGCCAGCUGGCCGUGCAUGGCCCCAUCCACACGCUCACGCUGUUGGACCUGCGGCCGCAGGAUGGCGGCCUCGUCGCCUUCAAAGCUGAGGGGGUGCACACGUCCGCGCGGCUCAUGGUAACUGAGCUGCCUGUGAGGUUCAGCCGCCCCCUGGAGGACAUGGUGGCCACAGAAAAGGACAAGGUGACCCUGGAGUGUGAGCUGUCACGCCCCAAUGUGGAUGUGCGCUGGCUGAAGGAUGGUGUGGAGCUGCGGGUGGGCAAGACAGUGGGCAUGGUGGCCCAGGGUGCCUGUCGGAGUCUCGUCAUUUACCGGUGUGAGCUCGGGGACCAGGGCAUGUACGUGUGUGACGCCCGCGACGCUCAGAGCUCAGCCUCCCUGAAGGUGCAAGGUCGCAAAGUCCAGAUCGUGAGGCCCCUGGAGGACAUGGAGGUGAUGGAGAAGGAGGGUGCCACGUUCUCCUGUGAGGUCUCGCUCGACGAGGUGCCGGCCCAGUGGUUCUGGGAGGGCACUAAGCUUCGGCCCAGUGACAACGUGCGCACCCGCCAGGAAGGAAGGAAAUACACUCUCAUCUUCCGGAGGGUCCUGGCAGAAGAUGCCGGGGAGAUCAAAUUUGUCGCGGAAAAUGCAGAAUCACGAGCACAGCUCCGAGUGAAAGAGCUGCCGGUGGCCAUCCUGCGGCCGUUGCGGGACAAGAUAGCCAUGGAGAAGCACCGCGGCGUGCUGGAGUGCCAGAUGUCUCGGGCCAGCGCGCAGGUACAGUGGUUCAAGGGCAGUGUGGAACUGCAGCCCGGGCCCAAGUACGAGAUGGUCAGUGACGGCCUCUACCGGAAGCUAAUCAUCAAGGAUGUGCAGCCCGAGGAUGAGGACACGUACACCUGCGACGCUGGAGACGUGAAGACCAGCGCCCAGUUCUUCGUGGAAGAGCAAUCCAUCACCAUCGUGCGCGGCCUGCAGGACGUGACCGUGAUGGAGCCUGCCCCCGCCUGGUUCGAGUGCGAGACCUCCAUUCCGUCGGUGCGGCCGCCCAAGUGGCUCCUGGGAAAGACGAUGCUGCAGGCGGGGGCGAACGUGGGCAUGGAGCAGGAGGGCACGGUGCAUCGCCUGACGCUGCGGCGCACCUGCUCCACCAUGACUGGGCCUGUGCACUUCACCAUUGGCAAGUCGCGCUCCACCGCGCGCCUGGUGGUCUCAGACAUCCCGAUGGUGCUCACGAGGCCGCUGGAGCCCAAGGUGGGGCGCGAGCAGCAGUCGGUGGUCCUGUCCUGCGACUUCAAGCCGCCCCCCAAGGCUGUGCAGUGGUACAAGGAGGACACUCCCCUGGCACCCUCUGAGAAAUUCAAGAUGAGCCUGGAGGGCCACAUGGCGGAGCUGCGAAUCCUCCGCCUCACACCCGCGGACGCCGGUGUCUACCGGUGCCAAGCCGGCAGCGCCCAGAGCAGCACGGAGGUCACCGUGGAAGCGCGUGAGGUGACCGUGACGCAGCCGUUGCAGGACACAGAAGUCACGGAGGAGAGCCGAGCCUCUUUCUUCUGUGAGCUGUCCCAUGAGGACGAGGAGCUGGAGUGGUCGCUCAACGGCACGCCUCUGUACAAUGACAGCUUCCAUGAGAUCACCCACGAGGGCCAGCGCCACACGCUGGUGCUGAAGCGGGUUCGGCGGGCGGACGCGGGCACCGUGCACGCCUGCUCCCCCAAGGUGUCGGCUACUGCCCGCCUAGAGGUCAAAGCAAAGCCAGUGGUGUUCCUGAAGGCUCUCGAUGAUGUGUCCGUGGAGGAGCGGGGCACGCUGGCCCUGCAGUGCGAGGUCUCGGACCCCCAGGCUCGCGUGGUGUGGCGGAAAGACAGCGUGGAACUGGGCCCCAGCGACAAGUACGACUUCUUGCACACGGCGGGCACGCGCGGGCUUGUGGUGCAUGACCUGAGUCGGGACGACACCGGCCUCUACACUUGCAGCGUCGGCUCCGAGGAGACCCACGCCAGAGUCAGUGUUCACGACCUACACGUGGGCAUCACCAAGAGACUGAAGAUGGUGGAGGUGCUGGAGGGCCAGAGUUGCACGUUCGAGUGUGUCCUGUCCCACGAGAACACCGGCGACGUGGCCACGUGGACCGUGGGUGGGAAGACGGUGGGUGGCUCGGGCCGCUUCCGGGCCAGCCGCCAGGGCCGCAAGUACACCCUGGCUGUCCAAGAUGCUGCUCCUAGUGACGCUGGGGAGGUGAUGUUCUCCAUACUGGACCUCACCUCCAAGGCCUCCCUCAUCGUCCGAGAGAGGCCCGCGGACAUCGUGAAGCCCCUGGAAGACCAGCAGGCUGCUCCGGGCGAGGAUGUGGUGCUGAGCUGUGAGCUGUCCCGGGCCGGCACCCCAGUGCGCUGGCUGAGGGACGGGAAGGCCAUUCGCAAGAGUCAGAAGUAUGACCUCGUCGUGGACGGUCCUCGGGCCAUGCUGGUGGUCCAUGCUGUCUCGCCCAAGGACUCCGGCGAGUACACGUGUGAGACAGAGGCUUCCAAGAGCACAGCGAGCCUCCGUGUGGAAGAAAAGGCAAACCGGUUCACGGAGGAGCUGGCUGAUCUGCAGGGGACGGAGAAGGGCACGGCCGUGUUUGUGUGCAGGACUGAACGGCCUGCCGCCGUGGUGAUCUGGCGUAAGGGGCUUACGGAGCUGCCUGCCUCAGGGAAGCACACACCCAGCCAGGAUGGCCUGACCCUGAAGUUGACCAUCAGUGCCCUGACCAAGGCAGACAGUGACACCUACACCUGCGACAUCGGCCAGGCCUGCUCCCAGGCCCGGCUCCUGGUGCAGGGCCAGAGGGUGCUCAUCACAGAGGACCUGGAGGAUGUGGAGGUGCGCGAGGGCUCGUCAGCCACCUUCUCCUGCCGCAUCUCCCCCGCCAACUACGGGCCUGUGCAGUGGUUCCUGGAUCAGACGCCCCUGCACCCCAAUGAGCUCAAUGAGAUCCAGGCUCAGCCCGGCGGGUACCACGUGCUCACCCUUCGGCAGCUGGCUCUCAAGGACUCAGGCACCAUCCACUUUGAGGCGGGAGACCAGCGGGCCUCAGCCACCCUGCAGGUCACAGAAAAGCUGAGUGUGUUCUCCCGUGAGCUCAUAGACGCUACUGUCACAGAGGGGGAGGACCUGACCCUGAUCUGUGACACCACCACCUCGGACAGCCCCGUGUCCUGGACCAAGGACGGGAAGGCCCUGCGGCCAUCGGCUCGCUGCCAGCUGAGCCAGGAGGGCCACCGGGUCCAGCUGGUCAUUACUGGAGCCACCCUGCAGGACGGUGGGCGCUACAAGUGUGAGUCUGGGGGCUCCUGGACCAGCUCCAUUGUCAGGGUCCACGCACGGCCAGCACGCUUCCGGGAGGGGCUGAAGGACCUGGAGGUGCUGGAGGGUGGGGCUGCCACUCUGCGCUGCAAGCUCUCGUCUGUGGUCGCGCCCGUGGAGUGGCGCCGUGGAGAGGAGGUUCUGCGGCCUGGGCCCAAGUACAGUUUGCAUCAGGAGGGCACGGUGCUCGAGCUAGUGGUCCGGCACCUGCGGCCCCAGGACAGCGGGCCAUACUCCUGCUGCUUCGGGGACCAGAGGACCAUGGCCACGCUCACUGUGAAGGCCUCACCUGCUGAGUUCAUAGGGAGAAUGAGAAGCAAGGAGGCCACGGAAGGGGCCACAGCCACACUGCGCUGUGAGCUGAGCAAGGAGGCCCCCGUGGAGUGGAAGAAGGGGUCCGAGACCCUCAGAGCUGGGGACAGAGUCAGCCUGAGGCAGGAUGGGACCACGUGUGAGCUGGAGAUCCGUGACCUGGCCGUGGCAGAUGCCGGGGAGUACUCGUGUGUGUGCGGGCAGGAGAGGACAUCAGCCACGCUGACCAUCAUGGCCCUGCCUGCUGAAUUCAUAGGGAGACUGAGAAGCAAGGAGGCCAUGGAAGGGGCCACGGCCAUGCUGCACUGUGAGCUGAGCAAGGCAGCCCCUGUGGAGUGGAGGAAGGGGUCUGAGACCCUCAGAGCUGGGGACAGAGUCAGUCUGAGGCAGGAUGGGACCACGUGUGAGCUGGAGAUCCGUGACCUGGCUGUGGCAGAUGCUGGGGAGUACUUGUGUGUGUGCGGACAGGAGAGGACAUCAGCCACACUGACCAUCAAAGCCCUUCCUGCCAAGUUCACAAAAAGUCUCAAGGCUGAGGAGGCCGUGGAAGGGGCCACGGCCAUGCUGCACUGUGAGCUGAGCAAGGGAGCCCCUGUGGAGUGGAGGAAGGGGUCCGAGACCCUCAGAGCUGGGGACAGAGUCAGCCUGAGGCAGGAUGGGACCACGUGUGAGCUGGAGAUCCGUGGCCUGGCCGUGGCAGAUGCUGGAGAGUACUCGUGUGUGUGUGGGCAGGAGAAGACAUCAGCCACGCUGACCAUCAGGGCCCUGCCCGCCAAGUUCACCAAGGGCCUGAGGAAGGAAGAAGCCACGGAAGGGGCCACGGCCAGACUGCGCUGUGAGCUGAGCAAGGAGGCCCCCGUGGAGUGGAAGAAGGGGUCUGAGACCCUCAGAUCUGGGGACAGAGUCAGCCUGAGGCAGGAUGGGACCACGUGUGAGCUGGAGAUCCGUGGCCUGGCCGUGGCAGAUGCCGGGGAGUACUCGUGCGUGUGCGGGCAGGAGAUGACAUCAGCCACGCUGACCAUCAGGGCCCUGCCUGCCAAGUUCACCAAGGGCCUGAGGAAGGAAGAAGCCACGGAAGGGGCCACGGCCAGACUGCGCUGUGAGCUGAGCAAGGAGGCCCCUGUGGAGUGGAAGAAGGGGUCCGAGACCCUCAGAUCUGGGGACAGAGUCAGCCUGAGGCAGGAUGGGACCACAUGUGAGCUGGAGAUCUGUGGCCUGGCCGUGGCAGAUGCCGGGGAGUACUCCUGUGUGUGCGGGAAGGAGAGGACAUCAGCCACGCUGACCGUCAGGGCGCUGCCUGCUCAGUUCAUCCAAGAUCUAAAGAUCAAGGAGGCCUCAGAAGGAGCCACAGCCACACUGCACUGUGAGCUGAGCAAGGAGGCCCCCGUGGAGUGGAAGAAGGGGUCCGAGACCCUCAGAGCUGGGGAUAGAGUCAGCCUGAGGCAGGAUGGGACCACGUGUGAGCUGGAGAUCCGUGGCCUGGCCGUGGCAGAUGCCGGGGAGUAUGCAUGCGUGUGUGGGCAGGAGAGGACAUCAGCCACGCUGACCGUCAUGGCCCUGCCCGCCAAGUUCACCAAGGGCCUGAGGAAGGAAGAAGCCACGGAAGGGGCCACGGCCAGACUGCGCUGUGAGCUGAGCAAGGAGGCCCCCGUGGAGUGGAAGAAGGGGUCUGAGACCCUCAGAUCUGGGGACAGAGUCAGCCUGAGGCAGGAUGGGACCACGUGUGAGCUGGAGAUCCGUGGCCUGGCCGUGGCAGAUGCCGGGGAGUACUCGUGUGUGUGCGGGCAGGAGAUGACAUCAGCCACGCUGACCAUCAGGGCCCUGCCUGCCAAGUUCACAAAAAGUCUAAGGGAUGAGGAGGCCACAGAAGGUGCCACAGCCAUGCUGCGCUGUGAGCUGAACAAGGCAGCCCCCGUGGAGUGGAGGAAGGGGUCCGAGACCCUCAGAGCUGGGGACAGAGUCAGCCUGAGGCAGGAUGGGACCACAUGUGAGCUGGAGAUCCUUGGUCUGGCCGUGGCAGAUGCCGGGGAGUACGCAUGCGUGUGUGGGCAGGAGAGGACAUCAGCCACGCUGACCGUCAUGGCCCUGCCUGCCAAGUUCACCAAGGGCCUGAGGAAGGAAGAAGCCACGGAAGGGGCCACGGCCAGACUGCGCUGUGAGCUGAGCAAGGAGGCCCCCGUGGAGUGGAAGAAGGGGUCUGAGACCCUCAGAUCUGGGGACAGAGUCAGCCUGAGGCAGGAUGGGACCACGUGUGAGCUGGAGAUCCGUGGCCUGGCCGUGGCAGAUGCCGGGGAGUACUCGUGUGUGUGCGGGCAGGAGAUGACAUCAGCCACGCUGACCAUCAGGGCCCUGCCUGCCAAGUUCACAAAAAGUCUAAGGGAUGAGGAGGCCACAGAAGGUGCCACAGCCAUGCUGCGCUGUGAGCUGAACAAGGCAGCCCCCGUGGAGUGGAGGAAGGGGUCCGAGACCCUCAGAGCUGGGGACAGAGUCAGCCUGAGGCAGGAUGGGACCACAUGUGAGCUGGAGAUCCUUGGUCUGGCCGUGGCAGAUGCCGGGGAGUACGCAUGCGUGUGUGGGCAGGAGAGGACAUCAGCCACGCUGACCGUCAUGGCCCUGCCUGCCAAGUUCACCAAGGGCCUGAGGAAGGAAGAAGCCACGGAAGGGGCCACGGCCAGACUGCGCUGUGAGCUGAGCAAGGAGGCCCCCGUGGAGUGGAAGAAGGGGUCCGAGACCCUCAGAUCUGGGGACAGAGUCAGCCUGAGGCAGGAUGGGACCACGUGUGAGCUGGAGAUCCGUGGCCUGGCCGUGGCAGAUGCCGGGGAGUACUCGUGCGUGUGCGGGCAGGAGAUGACAUCAGCCACGCUGACCAUCAUGGCCCUGCCCGCCAAGUUCACCAAGGGCCUGAGGAAGGAAGAAGCCACGGAAGGGGCCACGGCCAGACUGCGCUGUGAGCUGAGCAAGGAGGCCCCCGUGGAGUGGAAGAAGGGGUCUGAGACCCUCAGAUCUGGGGACAGAGUCAGCCUGAGGCAGGAUGGGACCACGUGUGAGCUGGAGAUCCGUGGCCUGGCCGUGGCAGAUGCCGGGGAGUACUCGUGUGUGUGCGGGCAGGAGAUGACAUCAGCCACGCUGACCAUCAGGGCCCUGCCUGCCAAGUUCACAAAAAGUCUAAGGGAUGAGGAGGCCACAGAAGGUGCCACAGCCAUGCUGCGCUGUGAGCUGAACAAGGCAGCCCCCGUGGAGUGGAGGAAGGGGUCCGAGACCCUCAGAGCUGGGGACAGAGUCAGCCUGAGGCAGGAAGGGAUCAUGUGUGCGCUGAAGAUCUGUGGCCUGGCUGUGACGGAUGCUGGGGAGUACUCGUGCAUGUGUGGGCAGGAGAGGACAUCGGCCAAGCUUACUGUCAUGUCCCCACAGGUGGUAUUCAGGGAGCCCCUGCAGAGCCUGCAGGCUGAGGAGGGGGCCUCGGUUACCCUGCGGUGUGAACUGUCCCAGCCCAACGCCGCUGUGGUCUGGAGCAAGGGCGGCCUAGAGGUGCAGGCUGACGGGCGCAGGGAGCCUCGGCAGCGGGGCCCCAUAGUGGAGCUUGUACUGCGGGACCUGCGCCGGGAGGACACAGGCGAAUACGCAUGUGCCUGUGGACCCCAGGCUACCAGUGCCACCCUCACUGUUACAGCUGCACCUGUGCGGUUCCUGCGGGAGUUGCAGGCCCAGGAGGUGGACGAGGGCGCCACGGCGCGCCUGCGCUGCGAGCUGAGCCGAGAGGGCGCCAGCGUGGAGUGGCGGAAAGGGUUUCUGCAGCUCUUCCCGUGCGCCAAAUACCAGAUGGUGCAGGAGGGCAGGACCGCUGAGCUGCUGGUGCAGGGCGCGGAGCCGGAGGACUCAGGCCACUACACCUGCAACGCGGGCGACUCGCAGAGCACUGCUAGCCUCUCCAUCCGAGCCCCUAGGCCUGUAUUCCGGGAGGAGCUGCAGAGCACGGAGCAGGAUGCCGGCAGUGUGGCCCGGCUGCGCUGUGAGCUGAGCGGGACAGAGUCUGGUGUCCCCGUGCAGUGGCUCAAGGAGGGUGUGGAGCUGCACGGGGGCCCCAAAUAUGAGAUAAGGCGCCUGGGGACCACAUGUGAGCUGCUGAUCCACGGGCUGGAGGCCAAGGACACGGGCGAGUAUGUCUGCCUUGCCGGCAGCCAGAAAACCGUGGCCUAUGUCAGGGUCAGAGAGCCGGAGGUGACCAUUGUGCGGGGGCUGGAGGAUGCCGAGGUGCAGGUGGAUGGGGACGUGGAGUUCACUUGUGAGGUGUCACGGGACGGAGUCACCAAUGUGGAGUGGCGUCUCCAGGGCCUGCCGCUGCAGAACAAUGAGGUGACGGAAGUGUCUGUGCGGGGAGGCCGCACCCACACUCUCCGGCUGACGGGCGUGACCCCCGAGGAUGCAGGCACCAUCUCUUUCCACGUGGGCGUCCACACGUCCUCUGCCCAGCUCACUGUCCGAGUCCCUGAGGUGACCAUUCUGGAGCCCUUGCAGGACCUGCAGCUCAGCGAGGGCCGGGACGCCCAUUUCAGGUGCCAGCUGUCCAGGGCCUCUGGCCAGGAGGCCCGCUGGGCCCUGGGAGGGGUGCCGCUGCAGGCCAAUGAGAUGAAUGACAUCACUGUGGAAGAUGGCACGCUCCAUCUCCUCACCCUGCACAAGGUGACCCUAGAGGAUGCUGGAACCAUCAGUUUCCAAGUGGGCUCAUGUAGCUCGGAGGCCCAGUUAAAGGUCACAGAGGCGGCCCCAUGCCUGGUACGUGGCUUGCAGAAUGUGGACGUCUUUGCGGGGGAGGUGGCCACGUUCUCCUGUGAGGUGUCCCGCGCCGGUGGGCCGGAGGCCCGCUGGUGGCUGGAUGGCACCCUACUGCAGGACAGCCCCCAGAGCGCCAUCUCCGUGCGUGACGGGACCUUCCACUCCCUCACGCUCUCGGGCCUGGGGGUUGCCGACUCAGGCACCAUCACCUACCGUGCAGGGCCCCUGGUCUCCACGGCCAAGCUGUUGGUCAAAGAUCCCACGGUGGAGGUGGUCAGUGCCAUGCAGGACCUGGUGGUGGAGGAGGGCAGCCCGGCAGAGCUCCUCUGCCAGUACUCGCGGCCCGUGCAGGCCACGUGGAAGAUGGACGAACAGGAGGUGCGCGCUGACGGGCGCCGUGUCGUCAUAGAGCAGGACUGGACCGUGGCCAGGCUGUCCUUCAGGCCGGCCUUUCCUUGCGACAGUGGCAUCUAUUCUUGUGAGGCUGCGGGCACCCACGUGGCAGCCCUGCUCCAUGUGCGAGCCAAGAACACAGUGCUGCGUGGCCUGGAGAACGUGGACGCGCUGGAAGGUGGCGAGGCGCUGUUCGAGUGCCAGCUGUCGCGCCCCGAGGUGGCUGCCCACAGCUGGCUGCUGGACGAUGAGCCCGUGCACACAUCAGAGAAUGCAGAGGUGGUCUACUUCGACAAUGGCCUGCGUCACCUGCUGCUGCUCAAGAACCUGCGGCCACAGGACAGCUGCCGGGUCACCUUUCUGGCGGGGGACGUGGUGACGUCCGCGUUCCUCACGGUCAGAGGCUGGCGCCUGGACGUCCUAGAGCCACUGCAAGACGCCACGGUGCGAGCCGGGGUGCAAGCCCGCUUCACCUGCACGCUCAGCGAGGCGGUGCCGGUGGGCGAGGCGACCUGGUACAUCAACGGGGCUGCUGUGCAGCCAGACGACCCUGACUGGACGGUCACCGCAGAUGGCAACCACCAUGCCUUGUUGCUGCACAGUGCCCAGAUGCACCAUGCUGGCGAGGUCACUUUCGCCGCCCGCGAUGCCGUGGCCUCUGCACGGCUCACCGUACUGGGCAUCCCGGAUCCCCCAGAGGACGCCGAGGUGGUGGCGAGGAGAGGCCGCUCCGUGACGCUGUCAUGGGUGGCACCUGCAAGCGACGGUGGCAGCGGUCUCUGCGGCUAUCGUGUGGAGAUGAAGGCGGCCGCCACGGGCGAGUGGCACCUGUGCCAUGAACUGGUACCCGGGCCGGAGUGCGUGGUGGAUGGCCUGGCCCCCGGGGAGACCUACCGCUUCCGCGUGGCGGCUGUGGGCCCAGCGGGGGCUGGGGAGCCCGUGCACCUGCCACAGACAGUGAGACUGGAGCCCCAGGAGCCUGAACCUGCGCCGCCAGCUCCCGUGCAGGGGGCUCCAGCGUGCCCCGCUCCCGUGCCCCCAGUUCCCACGCACCCCGCUCCCGAGAGCCGGCAGGUGGUUGCUGGCGAGGACGUGUGUUUGGAGUGUGAGGUCACUGAGGCGGGUGAGGUCAUCUGGCUGAAGGGGACAGAGCUCAUCCAGCCCAGCGGGCGCUUCCAGGUUCUCUGCCGGGGUCAGCAGCAGACGCUGGUCAUCCGGGGAUUCUCGGCGGAGGACCAGGGCGAGUACCGCUGUCGCCGCACCCAGGACCCCACCUCCCCUGCAGCUGCCACUUUCCAGGUGGUGCUGACCCCCGGGUGUGGGGAUGAGACCCCUGCACAGCCCAGCCUCCCCCCUGAGGCAGCCCAGGAGGGCGACCUGCACCUGCUGUGGGAGGCCCUGGCCCGGAAGCGCCGCAUGAGCCGUGAGCCCACGCUGGACUCCAUCAGUGAGCUGCCCGAGGAGGACGGUCGCCUGCAGCGUCUGGGACAGGAGGCAGAGGAAGCAGCCCCUGACCUCUCGGAGGACUACUCCACAGCAGACGAGCUGGCACGAACUGGCGAGGCUGACCUCUCACAAACCAGCUCUGACGAUGAGUCCCGGGCAGGCACUCCUUCCCUGGUUGCCUACCUCAAGAAGGCUGGGAGGCCCAGCACCUCACCACUGGCCAGCAAGGCUGGGGUCCCCACAGUCCUACCUGGGAAGCCACAGAAGCAUCAGGACCAGCCAGCGGCCACUCGCCCACCACCAGGAGACCUGAGUGCCGAGGACCUGAGUGACCCAUCCAUGGACAAGGCAGCCGUGAAGAUCCAGGCUGCCUUCAAGGGCUACAAGGUCCGCAAGGAGAUGAAGCAGCAGGAGGGACCUGUGUUCUCCCGCACGUUCGGGGACACCGAGGCACAGGUGGGGGAUGUCCUGCGUCUGGAGUGUGUGGUGUCCAGCAAGUCGGACGUACGUGCCCGCUGGCUGAAGGAUGGCAUGGAGCUGGCGGACGGUCGGCACCACCACAUCGACCAGCUUAGCGACGGCACCUGCUCCCUGCUGGUCACGGGCCUGGGCCGGGCGGACGCCGGCCGCUACACCUGUCAGGUGAGCAGCAAGUUCGGCUGCGUGGCCCAUAGCGCUUGUGUGGUGGUCAGUGGGACUGAGAGCGAGGCAGAGAGCUCCUCGGGGGGUGAGCUGGACGACGCCUUCCGCCGGGCAGCCCGGCGGCUACACCGGCUCUUCCGCACCAAGAGCCCGGCUGAGGUCUCAGACGAAGAGAUCUUCCUCAGUGCGGAUGAGGGAUCUGCAGAGCCCGAGGAGCCUGCAGACCGGCAGAUGUACCGCGAAGACCAGCACUUCGUCCACAUCCACUUCGAGUCAUUGGACGAGGCCCACCGUGCGGCCACCUGCUUCCAGGAGAUGUUCGGCACCAUGGGCAUCUUGGUGGACAUCGACCUGUCAGAGCAGGGGCCCAGGGGUGUGGAGAUGCGCAUCAGCAAGCUGGUUCCGCCCCCUGCUGCGCUGCAGGCGAUGGCGCCCUGUCCACUGACUGCGGAGGAGGCCGCCCCGGUAUUCCUGACUGAACUGCAGAACCAGGAGGUGCUGGACGGGUACCCCGUGAGCUUCGACUGUGUGGUGACUGGCCAGCCCGUGCCCACUGUAUGCUGGUUCAAGGACGGCCGGAUGCUGGAGGAGGACGACCACUACAUGAUCAGCGAAGACCAGCAGGGCGGUCACCAGCUCAUCAUCACAGCUGUAGUGCCCGCAGACAUGGGCGUAUACCGCUGCAUGGCUGAGAACAGCGUGGGUGUGUCGUCCACCAAGGCCGAGCUCCGCGUGGACCUGACCAGCACAGACUAUGAAACUGCAGCUGAUGCCACGGAGACCUCCUCCUACUUCAGCGCUCAGGGAUACCUGUCCAGCCGGGAGCAAGAGGGCAUGGAAUCAACCUCAGAGGAGGGCCAGCUGCCCCAGGUGGUGGAGGAGCUGAAGGACCUCCAGGUGGCCCCCGGCACACGCCUGGCCAAGUUCCAGCUCAAGGUGAAAGGCUACCCAGCACCCCGACUGUACUGGUUCAAAGACGGGCAGCUCCUGACGGCUUCUGAGCACAUCCACAUGGCGGACAGGAAGACGCUUCACACCCUGGAGGUCGUGUCGGUCACCCGUGAGGAUGCUGGCCAGUAUUCGGCCUACAUCAGCAACACUGUGGGCGCGGCCUACUCGUCUGCAUGGCUGCUGGUCCGAGGCCCCAAAGAUCCCGAAGAGAAGCCUGCAUCGGAUGUGGGCCAACAGCUGGUGCCACCCCGGUUCCUGGAAAGAUUCACCUCCAAGAAAGUAAAGAAAGGUUCCAGCAUCACCUUCUCAGUGAAGGUGGAAGGCUCUCCCGCCCCCACGGUGCAUUGGCUGCGGGAAGAGGCCGAGCGGGGCGUGCUGUGGAUCGGCCGGGACUCACCGGGCUACACGGUGGCCAGCUCAGCCCAGCAGCACAGUCUGGUCCUGCUGGACGUGGGCAGACAGCACCAGGGCACCUACACCUGCAUCGCCACCAAUGCCGCGGGCCAGGCCCUCUGCUCCGCCAGCCUGCACAUCUCUGGCUUGCCCAAGGAGGCGGGCGCUGCAGAGGAGCACGCUGGAGUGAAGGAGGCCCUCAUCUCCACCUUCCUGCAAGGGGCCCAAGCGGUGUCUGCACAGAUGACCGAGACCACGGGGUUUGCCGCUGAUAUCGCUGGGCAGAGGACAGCAGAGCCCACGGCGGUGGAGGCCCGUGGCCACCUGUCCCUGGCUGAGGUGGGCACAGAAGAGUUCCUGCAGAAGCUCACGUCCCAGAUCACUGAGAUCGUGUCGGCCAAGAUCACACAGGCCAAGCUGCAGGUGCCUGGAGGGGACAGUGAUGAGGAAUCCAAGACACCAUCUGCAUCCCCCCGGCACGGCCGUUCCCGCCCCUCCUCCAGUGUCCAGGAGUCGUCCUCAGAGUCGGAGGACGGGGACUCCCGAGGCGAGAUCUUCGAUAUCUAUGUGGUCACGGCUGACUACCUGCCCCUGGGGGCCGAGCCAGAUGCCAUCUCCCUGCGGGAAGGCCAGUACGUGGAGGUGCUGGACUCGGCCCACCCCCUGCGCUGGCUUGUACGCACCAAGCCCACCAAGUCCAGCCCCUCACGGCAAGGCUGGGUGUCCCCUGCCUACCUAGACAAGCGGCUCAAGCAGCUGUCGCCUGAGUGGGGGCCCAGUGAGGCUCCCGAGUUCCCAGGGGAGGCCGUGUCUGAAGAUGAAUACAAGAUGAGGCUGAGCUCUAUCAUCCAGGAGCUGCUGAGCUCUGAGCAGGCCUUUGUGGGCGAGCUGCACUUCCUGCAGAAGCACCACAUCCAGCACCUGGACCGCUGCCCGCAUGUGCCCACGGCUGUGGCCAGCCAGAAGGCAGUCAUCUUCCGCAACGUGCAGGACAUCAGCCACUUCCACAGCAGCUUCCAGCAGGAGCUGCAGAGCUGUGACACAGAUGACGAUGUGGCCAUGUGCUUCAUCAAGAACCAGGCAGCCUUUGAGAAGUACCUGGAGUUCCUGGUGGGCCGCGUGCAGGCCGAGUCAGCAGUGGUGGGCACGGCUGUGCAGGAGUUCUACAAGAAGUACACAGAGGAGGUGCUGUCUGCCGCAGACCCUUCGCAGCCGCCCCCACCGCCCCUGCAGCACUUCCUGGAGCAGCCCGUGGAGCGGGUCCAGCAGUACCAGGCCCUGCUCAAGGAGCUGAUCCGCAACAAGGCGAGGAACGGGCAGAACUGUGCACUUCUGGAGCAGGCCUAUGCGGUGGUGUCCGCCCUGCCGCAGCGUGCGGAGAACCAGCUGCACGUGUCGCUCAUGGAGAACUACCCAGGCACCCUGGAGGCACUGGGCGAGCCCAUCCGCCAGGGCCAUUUCAUCGUAUGGGAGGGGGCACCGGGCGCGCGGAUGCCCUGGAAGGGCCAUCACCGCCACGUCUUCCUGUUCCGCCACCACCUGGUGGUCUGCAAGCCCAGAAGGGAUUCCCGCACUGACACUUUCAGCUAUGUCUUCCGGAACAUGAUGAAGCUGAGCAGCAUCGACCUGAACGACCAGGUGGAAGGUGACGACCGUGCCUUCGAGAUCUGGCACGAGCGGGAGGACUCGGUGCGCAAGUACCUGCUGCAAGCACGCACGGUCAUCACCAAGAACUCGUGGGUGAAGGAGAUCUGUGGCAUCCAGCAGCGCCUGGCCCUGCCUGUGUGGCACCCCCCAGAUUUUGAGGAGGAGCUGGCGGACUGCACAGCAGAGCUUGGUGAGACAGUGAAGCUGGCCUGCCGUGUGACGGGCACCCCCAAGCCUAUCGUCAGCUGGUACAAAGAUGGGAAGCCAGUGGAGGUGGAUCCACACCACAUCCUCAUCGAAGACCCUGACGGCUCCUGUGCCCUUAUCCUGGACAACCUGACCGGCAUGGAUUCGGGCCAGUACAUGUGCUUUGCGGCCAGCACUGCCGGCAAUGCUAGCACACUGGGCAAAAUCCUGGUGCAAGUACCCCCACGGUUCGUGAAGAAGGUCCAGGCCAUUCCUUUUGUGGAGGGAGAGGACGUGCAGGUCACCUGCACUGUCGAAGGCGCCCCACACCCUCAGAUCAGGUGGUACAAGGACGGGGCCCUGCUGACACCCAGCACCAAGUACCGAACCCUGAGUGAGCCCCGAAGUGGUCUGCUGGUGCUGGAGAUCCUGGCGGCCAGCAAGGAUGACCUGGGCCAUUACGAGUGCGAGUUGGUGAACCGGCUGGGCUCUGCAAGGGGCGGGGUAGAGCUGUGCAUGCAGAGCCCUGCUGUGCGGGCCCGGGAGCAGCUUCGCAGGGAGCAACUUGCCACUGUGGAAGAUGCUGCAGUCCCUCCCCCAGUUGCCCUGGAACCAGCAGACCAGGAAGUCACAGUGUGCCCUGAGUCUCCAGGAUCCUCCACAGGGGACCAUGCUGGCCCCAGCCCUGGCCGUGGGGGGCCACCCAAAUUCCAGGAGGCUGGCCCCCAACCCCCAGGCACAGAGGCUGCAGCUGCAUCUGAUGAGGCCCAGUGGCCUCAGGCUGAUUGGCAAGCGCCACCUGCUCUCAGAGUCCCGCCUGUGCUGGCCCCAGCCUCAGCCACCCCAGUUGAGCCCCAGAAGGUGCCACAGCCUCUCCCCAAGCAGGGCCAGGAGCGGGACUUGGGAGCCCACACUGAGGACCAGGGCCGUGUCGUGCCCAUCCGGAUGGAAGGCACAGCCUGGCCAGGGGCAGGUGCGGUGCCGCUAUGGGACAUCCACAGCCAAGUGUUCAUGGAGACCACCCACAGGACAUACGUGUACCAGGCCAGCGAUGCGGCUGCUACAAGGCCCCCGUCCAUGCAGGUCACCAUCGAAGAUGUGCAGGCACAGAGGGGCAGCACAGCCCAGUUCCAGGCGGUCAUUGAGGGCAACCCGCAGCCCAUGGUGACCUGGUACCGGGACGAUGCCAAGCUGUUGGACGGCGCCCGGCUGAGCCAGCAGCAGGACGGGACCACCUACUCCCUGGUGCUGAGGGACGUGACCCAGCACGAUGCCGGUGUCUACACAUGCAUGGCCCGCAACGCUGGCGGCCAGGUGCUAUGUAAAGCAGAGCUGGUAGUCCACGGGGGAGACGGCGAGCUGGAGUCGGAGAAGCAAAGUUAUCGAAGGAAACUGCACUCUUUCUACGAGGUCAAGGAGGAAAUUGGAAGGGGCGUGUUCGGCUUCGUGAAGAGGGUGCAACACAAGGGAAACCAGAUGUUCUGCGCAGCCAAGUUCAUCCCCCUGCGGAGCAGGACGCGCACACAGGCGUAUCGCGAACGGGACAUCCUGGCCACGCUGAGCCACCCUCUGGUCACCGGGCUGCUGGACCAGUUUGAGACCCGGAAGACCCUGAUCCUUGUGCUGGAGCUAUGCUCGUCAGAGGAGCUACUAGACCGUCUGUUCAAGAAGAAUGUGGUGACAGAGGCUGAGGUCAAGGUCUACGUCCAGCAGCUGGUUGAGGGGCUGCAAUACCUGCAUAGCCAGAGUGUUCUCCACCUGGACAUAAAGCCCCCCAACAUCCUGAUGGUGCACCCUGCUCGGGAAGACAUUAAAAUCUGCGACUUUGGCUUUGCCCAAAAAAUCACCCCAGGAGAGCCACAGUACAGCAAGUACGGCUCCCCAGAAUUUGUGUCCCCAGAGAUCAUUGAGCAGACCCCUGUGAGCGAAGCCUCCGACAUCUGGGCCAUGGGGGUCAUCUCCUACCUCAGCCUGACCUGCUCAUCCCCAUUCGCUGGUGAGAGUGACCGAGCCACCCUCCUGAACAUUCUGGAGGGGCGGGUGUCCUGGAGCAGCCCGGCAGCUGCCCACCUCAGUGAUGAUGCCCGGAACUUCAUCAAGGCUGCCCUGCAGAGGGCUCCUGAGGCUCGGCCCAGUGCAGCCAAGUGCCUCGCCCACCCCUGGUUCCAGAGGUCUGUGCCCGCGGAGGAGGCCCACUUCAUCAACACCAAGCAGCUCAAGUUCCUGCUGGCCCGCAGCCGCUGGCAGCGCUCCCUGAUGAGCUACAAGUCCAUCCUGGUGAUGCGCUCCAUUCCCGAGCUGCUCCAGGGCCCGCCCGACAGCCCGUCCCUCGGGGUGGCCCGGCACCUGCGCGGCGACGCCAGCGCCUCGUCCAGCAGCUCGUCCUCUUCGUCUGACAACGAGCUGGCCCCCUUCGCCCGGGCCAGGUCGCUGCCGCCAUCUCCGGUGACGCACUCGCCGCUGCUGCACCCGCGCGGCUUCCUGCGCCCGUCCGCCAGCCUCCCGGAAGAGACGGAGGCUUGCGGGCCCGCUGCGGCCGCGCCUCCGCGCACGCCGCCCGUGGGCGCCCCGGGCUGCGUGCCCCGGCACAGCGUGGUCCGCAGCCUCUUCUACCAGCAGGCGGGCGAGGGCCCGGAGCGCGGAGGCCCCGCCUCCGGCGGCCGGCGACACCCGGCCCGGCGGCGACACUUGCUUCAGGGCGGCUACUUCGCCUGCGCCCUGCCCGGCCUGCGCGAGCCGCUGCUGGAGCACCGCGCGCUGGAGGAGGAGGCCGCCCGGGAAGAGCAGGCCGCCCUGAUGGCCAAAGCGCCCUCCUUCGAGACCGCCCUGCGGCUGCCGGGCUCCAGCGCCCGCGGGGCUCCCGGCCGCAGCCGCUCCCUGGAGCUUGACCAGCCACACGCCGCAAGCUCCUCCACGGAGGCCUGUGGCGGAGGGCAGUGCCCUGGCCCGGCCCUCUCGGGCCUCCAGGCGGGCUCAGGGGAGGGCUGGCCAGGAGGGGUCACCUGCGCCAGGGAGAUGGAGCAUCUGGAGGGAUCCCAGCAGGGGCCACGACUGUUAAAGUCCGUCGGUGGCGACCUGGGGUCCACUCGGCAAGAGGGGUCCUGUCAGGACAGCUGUGGGGGGCAGCCCGCCCCUUCCUUUCAUCCCUUGGAAGGCUGUGGCCCCCAUAAGACUGUUACACCACAACCUUCUGGCUCCUUCCCUUCAAAGCAGUGCACGGGUGACUUGGCACACUUGAGCUCCUUCCUCUCUGGGGAGCUAACAGCCCCCGUCUCCCCAGCCCAAGAAAGCCCCCAGCCAGGCUCUAAGAAGGGACCAGAGCACACUCCUCUCCCUGGGAGGCUGAGUCUUCCUAGCGCCCCAGCACUGGCCUCCCCAGUGGGCACGGAGCCUGGCCCCUUACAGGAUGCGGAGGGCCUGGCCGUGGAGCUGGAGGACGCAUCAGAAGUCGAGCCCAGCCCACAGCGGCCUCAGGAGCAGGCCACCACACGGAAGUUCUCCGUGGGGGCGCACCGUGGGGGCUAUGCAGGAGUGGCAGGCUAUGGCACCUUUGCCUUUGGCGGGGACGCGGGGGGCAUGCUGGGGCAGGGCCCCCUGUGGGCCAGGAUGGCCUGGGCCACCUCUCAGUCCUCUGAGGAGCACGACGAUGCUGGGGCCCAGAGCCCGGCACCCCAGGCCAGCGCGGCACCCCCUCCUGAGGGCAGUGGGACAGCCCUAAGGGCCUCCCCGGAGCUGAGCACAUGGGAGGACUUCGGUGGAGGCUCCCAGGUGUCCCUGGUACAGAUCCGAGACCUGUCUGGGGACUCGGAAGGGGCCGACACGGUGUCCCUGGACAUCUCAGAGGUGGAGCCUGCCUAUCUCAACCUGUCUGACCUCUACGACAUCAAGUAUCUGCCCUUCGAGUUCAUGAUCUUCAGGAAAGUCCCCAAGCCUGUGCAGCCAGAGCCCCCACCGUCCCCUGAGUCUGAGGCCGGGGAGGAGCUGGCGGAGUUCCCAGAGGCUGGGUGGCCUUGGCCGGGUGCACUGGGCCCACCGGCCAGCUUGCAGAUCACAGAGGAGCCAGAGGACAUGGAGACCCUGCUCAGGGAGACUGUGGGCAGUAGGAAGCGCAAGUGGUCACACCCCUCGGGUGGCCUCUUCCACUUCCCAGGGAGGCACACGCUGCUGGAGGAACCCGUGGAGCUGGGUCUGCGCCGGAGGGUGAGGGCCUCCGUGGCCCACAUCUCCCGCCUGCUGAAGGGCAGGCCUGAAGGUCUGGAGAAAGAGAGCCCCCCCAGGAAGAAGGCAGGCCUGGCUUCCUUCCGGUUGGGCCUGAAGAAUAGGGACCGAGCGCCAUCAUUUUUAAGGGAGCUUGCAGACGAAACAGUGGUCCUGGGCCAGUCUGUGACUCUGGCCUGCCAAGUGUCGGCCCAGCCAGCUGUACAGGCCACCUGGACCAAAGAUGGGGCAACCCUGGAGAGCACCAGCCACAUCCUCAUCUCCUCCACACUCAAGAACUUCCAGCUUCUGACCAUCCUGGUGGUGAAGGCCGAGGACCUGGGGGUGUACACGUGCAGUGUGAGCAACACGCUGGGGACAGUGGCCACCACGGCUGUCCUCCGGAAGGCAGAGCGCCCCUCGUCUUCUCCACGCCCGGACAUCGGGGAGGUGUAUGCCGACGGGGUGCUGCUGGUCUGGAAGCCUGUGGAGUCCUACGGGCCUGUGACAUACAUUGUGCAGUGCAGCCUGGAAGGCGGCAGCUGGAGCACACUGGCUUCUGACGUCUUUGACUGCUGCCACCUCGCCACCAAGCUUUCCAGGGGUGGCAUGUACACUUUCCGGACGGCCUGUGUCAGCAAGGCAGGCAUGGGACCCUACAGCAGCCCCUCAGAGGAGGUCCUCCUGGGAGGGCCCAGCCACCUGGCCUCGGAGGAAGAGAGCCGUGUCCUGCCGCCAGCGCAGCCCCUCCCCAGCACGCAGACCUUCGCCUUCCAGACGCAGAUUCGAAGGGGCCGCUUCAGCGUGGUGCGGCAGUGCCGGGAGAAGGCCAGCGGACGCGCGCUGGCCGCGAAGAUCGUGCCCUACCGCCCCGAGGACAGGACUGCCGUGCUGCGCGAAUACGAAGCCCUCAAGAGCCUGCGUCACCCGCACCUGGCCCAGCUACACGCCGCCUACCUCAGCCCCCGGCACCUGGUUCUCAUCUUGGAGCUGUGCUCGGGACCCGAGCUGCUGCCCUGCCUAGCGGAGAGGGCCUGCUACUCGGAAUCGGAAGUGAAGGACUACCUGUGGCAGAUGCUGAGCGCCGCCCAGUACCUGCACGCCCAGCGCAUUCUGCAUUUGGACCUCAGGUCCGAGAACAUGAUCGUCACCGAGUACAACUUACUCAAGGUCGUCGACCUGGGCAACGCCCAAAACCUCGCCCAGGAGAGGGUCCAGCCCUCCGAGAGAUUCAAAGACUACGUGGAGACCAUGGCUCCUGAGCUCCUGGAGGGUCAGGGUGCCGUCCCGCAGACAGACAUCUGGGCCAUAGGCGUGACAGCCUUCAUCAUGUUGAGCGCGGAGUACCCCGUGAGCAGUGAAGGGACACGUGACAUGCAGAAAAGCCUUCGCAAGGGGCUAGUCCGUUUGAGUCGCUGCUAUGCGGGGCUGUCCGGCGGCGCCGUGGGUUUUCUCCGGAGCGCUUUGUGCGUUCACCCGUGGGGCCGGCCUUGCGCGUCCAGCUGCUUGCAGUGCCCGUGGCUAACGGAGGAGGGCCCUGCCGGCUUCCAGCCGGCGGCCGUGACCUUCCCAACUGCGCGCUUGCGCGCCUUCGUGCGCGAGCGAGAGAAGAGGCGGGCGCUGUUGUACAAGAAACACAACCUGGCCCAGGUUCACUGAGGACCUGGCCUGGCAGAGAGGAUGUGUGUGUGUGGGGAGGGUGGGGAGGUCGCCCUCCUGGGCUUCACCCCCUAGUGUUCCCGCUAGGACUUGCUGUAUACACACCGACACACCAAUAAAAAGCAGAACCGGA
Messenger RNA from Lutra lutra (Eurasian river otter), 29086 nucleotides. It is a transcript of the gene OBSCN, whose product is annotated as obscurin, cytoskeletal calmodulin and titin-interacting RhoGEF. Gene Ontology annotation, biological process: protein phosphorylation. Bases 184 to 28953 code for a protein of 9589 amino acids. Gene Ontology annotation, molecular function: guanyl-nucleotide exchange factor activity; protein binding; protein kinase activity. The transcript is spliced from 123 exons. Lineage: Eukaryota; Metazoa; Chordata; Mammalia; Carnivora; Mustelidae. The record is from RefSeq and is a predicted model, not a curated record.